AUGUCGGUGGAAGAAACAAUAAGUAAAAAAUUCUCAAAAUGUGAUAUGAAUGGACAUAAUUGGGUUACUGAAGAGGAAUUUCGUGUUGUUUUUCCUAGAGGUUAUCGUGAUUAUGACUUUAAAAGAAAGAAGAGCGAUGAACCACUUAUACAUUUAUCUUCAUUGUUGGAAGGGCAGAGUGUAUUACAUAAAAGUAUUUUAGUUGGCCAUUCAACAGACACGGAACUGCUCACAGAGCUGCUGCAAGACAAAAAAGACAUCCCCACAAGAAUGACUACACAUGACGGUCAACAGCCUGCGAAAAGAAUUAAAUUAGAUUCUUAUUAUUUUAAUAACCCUGAUAUACAAAAAAAUGGGUUAAAACAUUGCUUUAUUUGCAGUAACAUUUGUAACUGUAGUUUAUUAAGAUCAUUGAAACCUAAAGUAUCGAACGAAGUAUUGCCAUUAUUUUCUAAAGAGCUUCCAGAAUUGCCUGACAUUCAAUUAAUUGACAAUUUGAAUAAUAUUUCGAUAGAAUUGCUAACAGUAGGUGUAUACACACCGGAAUUGGCAUACGAAGAAAAUAAUAUAUCAGAUAGUGACACCCAAAUAUUGACAGAUGAUGAAUCUACAUUAACAGCCGAACACAAUGAAGAAACAAACUAUAUAGAUGAGGAAAAUUUGGUUUAUGAAAGUAGUCAAGUAAUUAUAUAUGGAAUUACAGAUACUCUUCAAAAAGUUGAAGACGAUUCAACUAUUAUAGAAAAUGAUAUCUGUGAAGAUCUUAAAAAUUAUUUCCAUAUAAACAAUGUCUUCGAUAUAUUUAAUGAAUCCAUGAGUGAAUGA
Messenger RNA from Danaus chrysippus (African queen), 825 nucleotides. The record is from the annotation of a GenBank genome assembly. NCBI's taxonomy places the organism in Eukaryota, Metazoa, Arthropoda, Insecta, Lepidoptera, Nymphalidae.